This is a messenger RNA of Pantherophis guttatus, 3521 nucleotides long. It is a transcript of the gene ZIC2, whose product is annotated as Zic family zinc finger 2. Gene Ontology annotation, cellular component: nucleus. The record is from RefSeq and is a predicted model, not a curated record. Gene Ontology annotation, biological process: regulation of transcription by RNA polymerase II. Gene Ontology annotation, molecular function: DNA-binding transcription factor activity, RNA polymerase II-specific; RNA polymerase II cis-regulatory region sequence-specific DNA binding. NCBI's taxonomy places the organism in Eukaryota, Metazoa, Chordata, Lepidosauria, Squamata, Colubridae.
UAAAGUGAGCGGUUGGGUGGUUGUGGCGAGAAAAAAGGCGGCCGGUUUCCUUCCUAGCUGAGGAAGCCGCGGCGGCGCCUUUGGCAAGUUUGGGAGCCGGUCAGGCAAAGCGAAUGGCGGGCAGCGGCGAAAGAGAAGGAGGGCAGUGAUCCCCAAGCGGGGCCGGGAGCGGGAGUGUGUGUGUGUGUGGGGGGGGGGGGGGGCGGGAGGGAGGAGGAGGAGGAGGAGGAGAAGCGCGGCUGAGGCGGACGGCGUGUUUGUUUUCGGGGAAGCGUGUGUGUCGUGUGAGGGGAAAGCCGCCACUCUCGCCCGCCCGCCCGCGCGUGCGCGCGCACUUCUUUUCCUCCCUUGUGUGUACGUGCGUGCGCGCGAACGAGCGCGCGCGGCUCUCACUAUAUAGCGGCUCGCCUGUGUGUGCGAGAGGCUGUUGGUGUGACUGUGGCGCUGACAUCUCUUCGCCGGGGGUUUGUGCCUUGUGUUUUUAUUUUCCCAGGGAAAAGCGAGACCCCCCCCCCCCCCCCCCCCCCCCCCCCACCGCUCUCUCUCUCUCUCUCUCUCUCUCUCUCUGCCUUUCUCUCUCGCCCCCUUCCUCUCCCCGGACCCUUCUCUGCCUUCGUCCCUUCAGGGCUGCCCUUCCCGCCUGCUUGCCUGCCGGACGGACGGACGGCCCGCCCCCGCCUCAGCCGUUUAAUACCUUUCGGGUGGCCGCCUGCGCCUGGACUCGCCUCGGCGGCUCCCCGCUCGUUCGUUCUUUCUUUCGCUCCGGCGGCGGCAGCCCAGAGCCCCGGACCUUGGAGGGGGGUUCGAGCGGCAUGCUGCUGGAUGCGGGGCCGCAGUUCCCCGCGCUGGGAGUGGGCACGUUCGCCCGGCACCCGCCCCCGUCGGCGGCGGAGAUGCAAGAGCGCGAACUGAGCCUGCAGAACAGCUUCGUGGACUCGGCGGCGGCGGCGGCGGCGGCUCACCUGGGGGCCUUCAAGCUCAACGCGGCGGCGGCGGCGGCGGCGGCUCACGAGCUCUCCCCGGGACAAGGCUCGGCUUUCAGCUCGCAGGCACCGGCUUACCCGCACGCCGCCCAUGUCGGCUCCUACUCCGGGCCGCCUUUCAACUCCCCGCGGGACUUCUUGUUUCGGAGCCGAGGCUUCGGGGAGCCGGCGGCGGGAGGCGGCGGACAGCACGGGCUCUUUGGGGCGGCGGCAGCGGCGGCCACCGGCAGCCUCCACCACCCGCACGCGGAGGCGCAGAGCCACCUGCUCUUCCCGGGCAUCGGAGAUCAGCAUGGCGCUCCCGGUUCCCCCAACGUACUCAACGGGCAGAUGCGCUUGGGCUUACCCGGAGAAGUCUUCGGCCGGUCGGAUCAGUACCGGCAGGUGGCCAGCCCCCGAACUGAUCCUUACUCGGCGGCCCAGCUGCACGGCCAAUACGGCCCCAUGAAUAUGAACAUGGGCAUGAACAUGGCGGCACACCACGCUCACCACCCGCACGCCCACCCGCACGCCCACCACCACCACCACCAUCACCACCACCACCCCGGGGCCUUCUUCCGCUACAUGCGCCAGCAAUGCAUCAAGCAGGAGCUGAUCUGCAAGUGGAUCGACCCGGAGCAGCUCAGCAGCCCCAAAAAGAGUUGCAAUAAAACUUUCAGCACCAUGCACGAGCUGGUCACCCACGUCUCCGUCGAGCACGUCGGGGGCCCCGAGCAGAGCAACCACAUCUGCUUCUGGGAGGAGUGUCCGCGCGAAGGGAAGCCCUUCAAGGCCAAGUACAAGCUGGUCAACCACAUCCGCGUGCACACGGGCGAGAAGCCUUUCCCCUGCCCCUUCCCGGGAUGCGGCAAGGUCUUCGCCCGCUCCGAGAACCUCAAGAUCCAUAAAAGGACGCACACAGGGGAAAAGCCCUUCCAGUGCGAGUUCGAAGGCUGUGACAGGCGCUUUGCCAACAGCAGCGACCGGAAGAAGCACAUGCACGUCCACACUUCGGACAAACCCUACUUGUGCAAAAUGUGUGACAAAUCUUACACCCACCCCAGCUCUCUGCGGAAACACAUGAAGGUUCAUGAAUCUUCCCCACAAGGCUCCGACUCCUCGCCUGCUGCCAGCUCUGGCUACGAAUCCUCCACCCCUCCCGGCUUGGUGUCCCCCAGCACAGAGACCCAAAGUACGGCCGCCUCCAACUUGUCUCCGGCAGCUGCUGCGGCCGCCGCCGCCGCCGCAGCGGUGGCGGCGUCUGCAGUUCAUCGGAGCGGUAGCAGCAGCGGCACGGGUGGCUCGGGCGGCGGCGGCGGCGGCGGCGGUGGCGGCGGAGGGAGCCACAGUAGCCUCACCUCCAAUUUCAACGAGUGGUACGUCUGAGGACGCCCAGUGCUGCUGCCACUCUUCUUGGAUCCCUGGGGGCCAAGCAGUCGGAGUCCGUUUUGCAACUCUCUGUUUUGUCUCUCAUUCACUCUCUUUUUUCUCCUUUUGCUUGAAUUCGAAACAUUCCGAAGCAGAGAGAAAGAGAAAGAUUGAGAGAGAGAGAGAGAGAGAAAUGCGGAGAGGGGCUCUUUAAAAAAAAAGAGAGAGAGGAAUAAGGAGGAGAGGAAGGAGAAGGAAUUCUUCAAAGCAGCAAAGGGUUCUCCACACCCAGAGACAGCCGCUGCCUCCACACUUGCAAAUGUUCCGUAUGCAGAGAUUUGUCCUCCAAGCGCCUUGCGAACAAAAGAUCAGAGCUCGUCCAUCUCUCCCAGUGUACAUAGAAGAAUCCAAGGUGGUAAUCAACCUUUUCUUAUUGUAUAGAAAUUGGUCCACUUUGUGAGCUAUGGAUUGCUUUUCCUUUAUCAUUUCUCACUCAGAGCUCUUUCUGCCUCUUGAGCAUCCUUCUCUUCUCUUCUCUUCUCUUCUCUUCUCUUCUCUUCUCUUCUCUUCUCUUCUCUUCGUUCCUCGUUCUUGAAUUCACCAAUUUUAAAAGGGGAGAAGGGAAAAACAUGAAAGCAAAUGGUUUCCCCCCCCCAUGUAAUUGUGGUAUUGAAUAUUGUGUUCCCUUUAAAAGAGGCAACUUUGAUUGUAAACUUCAUUGAAAUAUAGAUCUGAAAGAUUUUUUUAAAAAGUGCCAAAGUCUCUAUGUUGUUUUCAAAACGACCCAGAUAAAUUUUCCCCUUCUCCCAACACUUGUGAAUGUAUUUUCUGUUAGCUGGGUUUACAUGUGAUGUUUUAGUGCUUUUUGCUAGUUCCUGUUUGAAAAUUUGUGGGGGUGGGGGCAGGGAAAAUAAAUGUAGUGCUGUUAGGGAUUUUUUUUCGUAAUAACACCCUUCCUUGUGUAAAUACCUAUUGCCAUAUUUAUCCAUUUGUAAUUAAAUUAUGGUAUUAACUUGCUACAGAGGAAACAGUAUUUAUAAAAAAUGUUUCUUAACUAUAAAUAUGUACAAUUGUGAGCAUAAACUGUUUCAGAAUUUUUUUAUUUGGAGGUUUAUGUGGUUUCAUCAUUUCUUGUGAUUUUUUUUUGAGAGUAAUGCAUACAGAAAUAUAAUAAAAUGUGUUGAAACUGCA